Messenger RNA from Hypanus sabinus (Atlantic stingray), 1416 nucleotides. RefSeq names its product cannabinoid receptor 1 (gene cnr1). Gene Ontology annotation, cellular component: membrane. Gene Ontology annotation, biological process: G protein-coupled receptor signaling pathway. Gene Ontology annotation, molecular function: cannabinoid receptor activity. Lineage: Eukaryota; Metazoa; Chordata; Chondrichthyes; Myliobatiformes; Dasyatidae. The transcript has a single exon. The record is from RefSeq and is a predicted model, not a curated record. The coding region runs from base 1 to 1416 and encodes 471 amino acids.
AUGAAAUCUCUACUGGAAGCCCUUUCAGACACAACUUUCAGGACAAUUACGACAGACCUCCUUUAUAUUGCAUCUAAUGAAGUUCAAUACGAUGACAGUAAGUUGGACCUCAACAUGACAAAAGUUGGUUAUGUCACACAGAAUCGGCACCCCUCCCUUGGAAAGGGCAAUCCCCACCUAGAGAAAAUGACAUCAGGGGAGGAACUUAUAUCCAGUGCCAACCUCCAUGAUUCAGUGAAUGCUAGUAACUUCCUGUACAACCAAUCAAUUGUGAAUGAUACAAUAAAGUGUGGAGAAAACUUCAUGGACAUGGAAUGCUUUAUGAUUCUGACCCCCAGUCAACAGAUGGCAAUUGCUGUAUUGGCAUUGACUUUGGGGACUUUCACGGUCCUAGAGAAUGUAUUGAUUCUGUUCGUCAUUAUCCGAUCUCGCACUCUCAGAUACAAACCAUCUUAUCAUUUUAUUGGCAGCCUGGCUGUUGCUGACCUUUUGGGCAGUGUGAUAUUUGUAUAUAGUUUUGUAGAUUUCCACGUGUUUCAAACGAAAGACAGCCCAAGUGUCUUCCUAUUCAAACUAGGUGGCGUCACCGCUUCUUUCACUGCUUCAGUGGGUAGCCUCUUCCUGACUGCCAUAGACCGAUACAUCUCUAUACACAAGCCUCUUGCCUAUAAGAGGAUUGUCACACGGCCAAAGGCAGUUGUCGCUUUCACUGUCAUGUGGACCAUCUCUAUAAUAAUUGCCGUCCUCCCUCUGUUGGGCUGGAACUGUAAAAAACUGAAAUCUGUCUGCUCCGAUAUCUUCCCACUCAUUGACGAGAAUUACUUAAUGUUCUGGAUUGGUAUUACUAGCGUCUUGUUGAUUUUUAUCAUUUAUGCCUAUGUCUAUAUACUGUGGAAGGCUCACGCCCAUGCUGUCCGCAUGAUUCAACGUGGCACCCAGAAGAGCAUAAUUGUCCAGGUGGCUGAAGGCACCAGGGUGCAAACUGUUCGACUUGAUCAAACCCGCAUGGACAUCCGGCUGGCCAAGACACUUGUCCUCAUCCUUGUCGUUCUCAUUAUCUGCUGGGGUCCUCUCCUUGCCAUCAUGGUGUACGAUGUCUUCGGGAAAAUGAACAAACUGGUAAAGACAAUAUUUGCCUUCUGCAGUAUGCUGUGUUUGCUCAAUUCAACAGUCAAUCCUAUUAUCUAUGCUCUGAGGAGCAAAGAUCUGAGGCAUGCUUUCCGUAGCAUGUUCUGCUCCUGUAAGGGAGCUUCAGCCCAGCCACUGGAAAACAGCCUCGAGUCAGACUGCCAGCAGAAGCAAGCAAACUAUCCUGGCACCAUGCAAGCAGCAGCCAGGAACUGCAUCAAAAGCACUGUGAAAGUAGCUCAAGUGGCCAUCUCCGUCUCCACGGAGACAUCAGCUGAGGCUGUGUGA